ACAUCAUAAACAUCCAUUCCCGCCACAUACAAGUAAACCCUCUCGUUGCAUUGCAAAACCUAAACACCAAAGAACAUAACAAUGAAUUUUAGAUUCCAGAAUCUUCUCGGAGCUCCUUACAGAGGCGGAAACGCAGUCAUCUCAAACAACACCCACCUACUCUCACCCGUCGGUAACCGAGUCUCCGUCACCGACCUCCUUAAAUCCGAAACAACAACUCUCCCUAUUCAAUCCUCCUCAAAUAUCUCCCGUAUCGCCGUCUCUCCUGACGGCACCUUCCUCCUCGCAAUCGAUGACCAUAACCGCUGCCUUUUCAUCAACCUCCGCCGCCGCGCACUUCUCCACCGUAUCACCUUCAAGCACCGCGUUGGUGCUGUCAAAUUCUCCCCCGAUGGAACACUUAUCGCUGUUGCCGCCGGAAAACUUGUUCAGAUCUGGCGCUCACCUGCUUUCCGCAAGGAGUUUUUUCCGUUCGAACUUGUUCGAACUUUUGCCGAUUUCGACGCCAAAAUCACUGCCUUUGAUUGGAGCCCUGAUUCUAACUACUUGCUUGCAGCGUCUAAGGAUCUUACUGCGAGAAUCUUGUGUUUGAAGAAACUUAAAGGUGAUGUUAAGUAUAAGCCUUUUUUGUUUUUAGGUCAUAGGGAUUCUGUUGUAGGUUCAUUUUUUGGCGUUGAUUCUAAAACUGGUAGGGUUUCUAAGGUUUAUACUGUUACUAGAGAUUGUUAUUUGUUAAGCUGGAAUUUUACCAGCGAAGAGGAGGAGGAAUCCUCGGCGCCACCAUCUCCGGGGACGCCGGAUAGGGAAUUGGAAGGGGAUUUGAUGGUUGUGGACGAUGGUGAAGUCAAGAAGAAGAGGAAGGAACGUGAAAUUGAGGAUGGGGGAGGGUAUUUGUGUAGAGGGAAAUGGGAGUUGUUGAGGAAGGACUGUUUUAAUCAGGCGCCAGCCAAGGUUUCAGCUUGUGAUUAUCAUAGAGGUUUGGAUAUGGUGGUUGUUGGAUUUAAUAAUGGUGUGUUUGGGUUGUAUCAAAUGCCGGAUUUUGUGUGCAUUCAUUUGUUGUCGAUAUCAAAAGAGAAGAUUACUACUGCUUUGUUUAAUGAGCUUGGGAAUUGGUUGUCCUUUGGGUGUGCUAAACUGGGUCAGCUCCUUGUGUGGGAGUGGCGGUCUGAGAGUUAUAUUUUGAAGCAGCAGGGUCAUUACUUUGAUGUCAAUAGUGUCGCGUAUUCACCUGACGCCCAACUCCUUGCUACUGGAGCUGAUGAUAAUAAAGUGAAGGUUUGGAAUGUUUCCUCGGGCUUUUGCUUUGUUACUUUUUCUGAGCACACUAAUGCUAUUACGGCUCUGCAUUUUAUGGCAAGUAGCAAUUGCCUGCUCAGUGCGUCUCUUGAUGGGACUGUUCGGGCGUGGGAUUUAUUACGUUAUCGGAAUUUUAGGACGUUUACCACUCCUUCUUCAAGACAGUUUGUUUCUUUGGCAGCAGAUCAAAGUGGUGAAGUAAUAUGUGCUGGCACUUCAGAUUCCUUUGAGAUUUUUGUUUGGUCGAUGAGAACUGGCCGUUUGUUAGAUGUGCUUAGUGGUCACGAAGCUCCUGUUCACGGGCUAGUAUUUUCUCCUACAAAUGCUAUCUUGGCUUCUUCAUCAUGGGACAAGACUGUUCGGUUGUGGGAUGUCUUUGAUGGAAAAGGAGCCGUUGAAACGUGGCCUCACACGCAUGAUGUUCUCACAGUAGUUUAUCGUCCAGAUGGAAGGCAGCUAGCUUGCAGCACGUUGGAUGGGCAAAUUCAUUUUUGGGAUCCCAUAGAUGGUUUGCUGAUGUACACCAUAGAAGGUUCUAGGGAUAUUGCUGGAGGUCGUCUUAUGACUGACCGUAGAACAGCUGCUAAAUCAAGUACAGGGAAGUGCUUCACAACCUUGUCUUAUUCAGCCGACGGAAGCUACAUAUUAGCUGGGGGCAGUAGCAAAUAUAUCUGCAUGUAUGAUGUUGCCGAUCAGGUAUUGCUGCGACGUAUCCAGAUAACUCAUAAUCUUUCAUUAGAUGGAGUGCUUGACUUUUUAAACUCAAAGAAUAUGACUGAAGCUGGCGCUCUAGAUUUGAUUGAUGAUUAUGACAGUGACAUUGAAGAAGGCGUUGAAAGACAAACACGAGGGAAAUUAGGAUUAGAUUUACCAGGAUCCGUGUCUAACCGUGGAAGACCUAUUAUUCAAACAAAAUCCCUAAGAAUUGCACCUACAGGGAGGAGUUUUGUAGCUGCAACAACUGAGGGAGUUUUAGUUUAUUCUGUUGAUGAAUCAUUCAUAUUUGAUCCAACUGACCUAGACAUAAAUGUCACGCCAGAGGCAGUUGAUGAAGCUCUUAAUGAAAACCAACCAAGUAGGGCGUUGAUCCUUAGCCUUCGCUUAAAUGAAGACUCUUUCAUUAAAAAAUGUAUUUUUGCUGUUAGUCCAGCAGAUAUUCCAGCAGUCGCCACCUCAAUCCCAUCCAGAUAUCUCCAGCGAUUAAUUGAGGCACUUGCGUCUCUUCUAGAAAACUGCCCUCAUUUGGAGUUUAUACUUCGAUGGUCUCAGGAGCUUUGCAAAGCCCAUGGAAAUUCUAUUCAACAGAACUCCAGAAAUCUGCUCCCAUCAUUAAAAUCAUUGCAGAAAUCCAUUACUAGCAUACAUCAAGAUCUAGCCGAUACUUGCUCCUCCAAUGAAUAUAUGCUUCGAUAUUUAUGUUCUUCUGGCGCCAGUAAAUAAUUGAAAGCCACAGUUCAUGCGUUGGAUUUUAGGCUUUGCUCGGAAAACCUUGUCCACCCUGAUUAUAUUAUUUUAAUAUGGUAACGUUGAGCACCAUUGGAUUGUAGCAACCUGAGGAAUCAAAGCAAGAUUUGUUGUAGCGUGGCCUCAUUGCAAACUAACUUAAUAGCAUCCUUCAAAGGAAAUACCAUUGAAUACCAAUUUCAAUUUUUGUUCCUGGAAGGUGUGGCAUCCAUCUGGUUUGUUUCAUGACCUAAUUGCAACUCUUGACCGAGACAGCUCGAUGGUUUAUUACAUAUACAUUCUUUUUAAUGAAGUAGCCGUUAUAGAUUGCAGAGGUUUAAGUCCCAGCUUUAUAGUAGUGUGUUUUGAAUUAAAUAUUAGGAACUAUUUGAUGAAAAAUAUUGGAGAUCAUGUCAGAAUUUUUGCCCGAGAAAUAUAUCUUGCUGUUUUGUUCAAUUUUGGAUAAUUUUAUUUCAUCUGAACACCAUUAUUGAAGUUCUA
Molecule: messenger RNA, 3240 nt
Organism: Cicer arietinum (chickpea)
Lineage: Eukaryota; Viridiplantae; Streptophyta; Magnoliopsida; Fabales; Fabaceae
Product: periodic tryptophan protein 2
Biological process (GO): ribosomal small subunit assembly; maturation of SSU-rRNA from tricistronic rRNA transcript (SSU-rRNA, 5.8S rRNA, LSU-rRNA)
Cellular component (GO): Pwp2p-containing subcomplex of 90S preribosome; small-subunit processome
Molecular function (GO): protein binding
Source: RefSeq, a predicted model, not a curated record